Messenger RNA from Trichomonas vaginalis G3, 402 nucleotides. RefSeq lists its product as uncharacterized. The transcript has a single exon. The record is from RefSeq and is a predicted model, not a curated record. Lineage: Eukaryota; Parabasalia; Trichomonadida; Trichomonadidae. Bases 1 to 402 code for a protein of 133 amino acids.
AUGAUCAGCAAACAAAGCGAGUACAUGCCAUUGAACGAUGCUAAUAAGAACACACUCGACUUCAGCAUCAAUGUCCAAGAAGACAGGUUCAGCAAACUUCAUGGCUUAAUGUUUUUGUACAUUGGUUCUCCAAAGCAUUGCAAGAACCAUGUGAUUGAGUUCAAGCCAGGAACUCGAGUUCAAUCCAAGAACUAUAAGUUCACAUACGGAGAUGUUGAACGCUCAUCAAUAAUUCUCUCAUUAUAUAACAGAAAAUCAUUUUGGUCUCAGGAUGAAAAAAUUGGCGAGCUCAAAAUACCUGUCUGUGAUUUCGACUCAUACUCUUUUGAUACCCGUGAGAUUCAGUUUGAUAAUCAUGGACCAAAGAUGACCAUCCAAGGUUUAAGAAAUGAAAGUUUCUAA